Messenger RNA from Ustilaginoidea virens, 1017 nucleotides. RefSeq lists its product as uncharacterized. Lineage: Eukaryota; Fungi; Ascomycota; Sordariomycetes; Hypocreales; Clavicipitaceae. Bases 1 to 1017 code for a protein of 338 amino acids. Gene Ontology annotation, cellular component: eukaryotic translation initiation factor 2B complex. Gene Ontology annotation, biological process: translational initiation. The record is from RefSeq and is a predicted model, not a curated record. The transcript is spliced from 4 exons. Gene Ontology annotation, molecular function: guanyl-nucleotide exchange factor activity; translation initiation factor activity.
AUGGCCUCCGCCGGCUCUCCCAAGCCGGCCACCGAUGCCCUCCCCGACGCCCUCGCCCCGCGCAGGCCCUCCAUCACCAGCACCUUCGACAUCGUUGGCGCGUACCGCGACAUCCUCGCCUCGGACCCCGAGCUCACCAAGCCCGUCGCCGCCAUCGAAGCCCUCAUCGCGCUGCUGCACACCGUCCCCUCCACCACCGUCUUCGAGACGCUCGACAGCGUCAAGGCCCACUCGGAGCGCCUCAAGGCCUCGGUCGCCAACCCCGUCCCCCUGACCGCCGGCACCGACCUCUUCCUGCAGUACCUCGUCACCUCGCUCAAGUCCCAGCAGGGCGGCUUCGACGCCGUGCGCCACCACCUCCUCUGCUCCGGGCGGCUCUUUGCCCAGCGCGCCAACGCCGCCCGCCACGGCGUCGCCGACGCCGGCUGGCGCUUCGUCGGCGACGCCAGGUGCGUCCUCACCCACGGGGCCUCGCGCGCCGUCACCAAGCUGCUCGAGCGGGCGGCCCGCAGCCUCCGCGGCCGCUUCCGCGUCGUCUACGUCCGCGACGAGGCCCGCCGCCGCGAGAGCGACGCCGUCACCGCCCAGCUGCGUCGCAUGGGCGUCCCCGUCGCCGAGAUCCCCCCCGCGGCUGUCGCCCACGUCAUGGGCCUGCUGCGCCAGGUCAACAUGGUCAUUGUCGGCGCCGAGGCCGUCACCCAGAACGGCGGCAUCAUCUCCCGCGUCGGAACCUUCCAGAUUGCCCAGCUUGCCGCCGCCGCGAGGCCCAAGAUCCCCUUUUACGUCGCUGCCGAGACGCACAAGUUUGUGCGCAAGGUCCCCCUCGACCAGAGGGAUCUCGGCUUCGCGCAGGACGUCUUGGACUUUAGCACAGACGCGGCGAGUAGGCAGUCGGAAGAUGAUGUCGAUUACACCCCGCCCGAGUUGAUUUCCAACCUGAUUUCUGAAAACGGAGUUCAUCUUCCUGGUUAUGUCUUUGAACAGCUUCUCAGCAUCUACGGCAGUCUCAACGGCUAA